CACGAAAGCGAGGAAACUUCAGAAGUCUUUUCAUUAUCAAAGGCCUGAAUGUACGGAACUGGCUCGUUGUUUUCGGCUUUUUUUGCCCACUCUGCGUAAAUCAAUAGCCAGUCCGCGUUCAGAAUAGAUUUGUUGUUCGGAUUGGCGUUUUUAUAGAAACUAUGACUGGGACGUAAUCUACUUUUUUGGGCGUCAAAUCCAACACGGUGCUGAAUGCAAGACCUAAGCGAAACUCCUAACGGGAUUAUAGCGUCGGUUCGGUUUGCCCCCUUUGGAUUUCGGAUUUAUCGGCUGUUUUGGAAUGGAAGGCCGGGAGUUCGGCCCUCCUCCUCCGCUGCUUACAGAGCGAGGCCCGCUGGCUCACCGCGCCGCCUCCCGGAUCACUGCAGUCAGCCACGCAGCCGUGCAGCACCCCGCUGCCUUUCAGCCCGGGAAAUACUACCCCUCACACAUCCCCAUACCUCCACAGUCAGGCACUGGGCUGAUGGCGAACUCCCCUGCUUCAUUCAUGGGCACUUUUCUGGCCAGCAGUCUGGGCUCACCUCCAUCCCACCCCUCUGGCCCCCCUUCCUCUCCCUCUUCGCCGCCUUAUCGCAGUGGACCCCACUCCAGCGGUCACUCCCAGAUCUGGUUCCCACACCCACAUGAAGCCCCAGGGUAUUCCCGCUUUUCUGGAAGUCUGGCCCCCACCUUUCUACCCAUGAGCCCCUUAGAUCACCAUGGAAACAGUAGUGUUCUCUAUGGACAGCACAGAUUCUACAACACUUCAAAAGAUUUCUACAUCAGAAGUCUCUCAUCACAGCCCCACCUUCUCUCCACCAAUCACAGCUUACCAUCACUGACUCGGACCGCCCCUAGCCACCCUCUGGGCUCUUGUAGCCGGGAGCGUGACCCUGGGGGAGGAGGGCCCACCCAGAAAAGCUCUAAAGAGUUAGAUAUGGGCGAGCGGGUUAUAGCAGUUUUAGGAAAAGACAAAGAGAAAAGCAAACUGGAGGUGAAAGACCGUCAGCACCAUGAUCCACCUUCACCAGCCACCCACCAUCACCAUCACCUCCACCUCCACCACUCUUUAGGGCCAGAGGAAAGCUCUAGACACAAAGAUGAUCCAAAGCAUCUGAACACCUGUCUCCUUUCUACCAAGACUCAUAAUGACCCUCAUACAGGGACAGCAGUCAGGGGCUCCUCCCUCCCCAGUUGUGUAGGGCCAGGGGCCUUGAGUUUAGGAACUGGUCCAAAAGGGAGUGGAGGUAAUAUCUGUUGCAAAGAGGUGAGCGGUGAGAUGCGAAUCAGUGAGCCUCCAUCAGACUGCCUGCGCCAUAGUGCAAUGCUAGGUCAUACCCAUCCAGUAUCAUACACUAUGCCUCCUCCACUUGGCCUGGGCUCAGCAGUUGGGGGAUCCUGGCCACACCCUAUUCACUCCCACCAUCACCACCCCCAUCAUCCACAUCCAGAACUAUACUGUCCGCCUGGUCCACUAGCCAUUUCUUCUGCUCAGGAUAAAAGUCUAGCUCCUACAACAAGCAGGGAUCGCAAAGUAAUAGGGCCCACUUUUGUGCCCUCUGUGGGACCUCUGGGUGAUAAGAGCAGCGGGUCAUUUCAACUGGGAAACCCCCACUGUCAGGGUCUUAAAGGGAUGGUUGAAGAUGUUCCAGGAGAGGGAACAGGGAAAGCCAAAGCUUCAGAAAAGAGUACUAAUGGAGGCAGAAUGGCUCCUCCUCCUGCACAUCCCCUCUCAACUCCUAGUAAUUGUCAUAAAAAGUCUUCACAUCAACAGCAGCCGGAUGCUUACAGUAAAGCAGACAAGGGUUCAGAUUGGUCUCUAGGUCCCCAUUCACAUUUACCACAGCAGGCACAGCAUGGUCAUGAUCACCAGCCACAUUCCAAUCUCCCAAACCACUCCUAUAGCUCAGAGGCUGCUGAGAAUUCCUCAGAGACAGAUGCUUAUCAACCCUCUCUACCCCAGGGGGCAAAAGAUGGCUGCCAAGCUAAAAGCAGCUCUUAUGCUAUCACUCCACCUUUCCGGGACUGUUCGCACUUAGGUUCCCCUCAUAGAAUUACUUCUGAAAUCAAGCCCAGUAAUGAAAGUGGAUGUACACUCCAGCGGGACAGCCAGAGGAUUGCCAGGGUACACCAUCAUCAGCAAAACAACAAGACUGGAAUUCAAGGUCACGACUCAGAUCUGGGUCUAAGCAGUUUUCGAGACAAAAGAAAACAAGAUGUGAAUAUGACAGCACAAGUGUACGCUGGCCAUCAGGCAGGUUCUUCUUGGGACGUGCGAGGGCAUCAGUCUCAACCUGACAAUGAGCGACACAAAGCUUGUGACUCUUUUGGUACAGGAGACCAGGGCCCUCACGCUCCUUUCCCUGACCACCAGCAGCCCUCGACAGGGACUCAUGGGCCAGAAAACAGUGCCAUGAAAAACCUGAUGAAGUACAGCAACCAGCAACCACACCUGCUCUCCCAGAAGAGCCCAUUUGGGGGUCUAGGUAGCCUGAAGCAGGGAGCAGUGAAUGGAGACAAGAAUGAAAGAAGUGAGAGGAAUCGAGGGGUUGCAAGCUGUGCCCAUCAGGAGAGCAAGCAAACUCUGCCUUCAAGGAGGGUCUCUUCCUCUGGGGAGAGUGAGCGCUCAGAGCGUGCAGGCCGUGAUUCCGGGGAGGGGGAGGGGGAGGUGAGGCAGCCCCCUGUGGGUAUUGCUGUGGCAGUUGCCAGGCAGAGAGAGCCUCUGUGCCGCCCACCAGACAGGCCUGCCACCCACAGCCGCCACGGCAGAGUGCUGCCCAGCAUGAAGGGUAUUGGGCGCUGUAUAUACCCAAUAGAAAGGGAGAUCGAAGAGGAAAGGAAAAGUAUAUCCGAGGAGCAGCUGUCUCUGCCUCCGCUGGACAGAGAAAGAGAUCUUCUGCUUAGGGAAAACAAGGAUCUUGUUGAGUUUGCCAGAAUCCACCCUUCCAGCAGUUGCCAUGGAGACCUGACCUCUCACCUCAUCAUGUCAGGCGGGAGCCAGUUAGGAGCUGAUCCAUCUGUACAUACUCACCCAGCUCAUCACUGGAUGCCUAGAACAGGAAGUCCCUCCCUUUGGAUUGGACAUUCCUAUGGUCUGAGUCACGCCGCUCUGCACCAGAACCUGCCCCCAGGAUUCUCUGCGUCUAUGACCAGCCCCCUGCAACCUGUCCUGCCACUUCCACAGGACCCUGCCCUGGUAGUUUUACCCACUGAGCCAGCUGCCCAUCCUGCUGCCCAUCACCUAGAUGUGAUGGAGCAACAGGGAUUAUGGCCCCCAGUGUAUGGGGCUCGAGGGCCUGCUUCUCACAUACAGCAUUCCUCAGUAUACUCCCGCCAGUUUCUACGGCAACAAGAGCUCUAUAUGCUGCAGCAGCAUCAGCACCAGCAACACCACAGAGCAGCACAGGCAAUGGAGCUGGCACACAGGCAGACACUUUCUCAGAGGAAACCCGAGGAUCCCCCUAUUGAUCUGGAUGAAGGUCCUCCUGAGCCUCGCACCCUGAAAUCAGCAAAAACCUUCUCCUACCCCUCCUCCAGUAAAAGUCAGUCCACCUCCUCUCCAGGGGGAUGUGCUUCUCGUCUCUCACCCUGCUGUCACUCACCAGCCCCACGGCCCCAUCCUAAGAGCACUCCCUGCACCCCCUGCCCUGAGCCAAGCCCAGCUGUAGCAGCACCGCGCUCUCCUGCUCUCAGCCCACAUGCCACCCCCCACCUUCCCAAAGAAGCUGAGUCCCAGGACAAGAGAGGAGAAGGCCAGCCACCACAGGACUAUCCUCACUCUCUGGAGCCUGAUCUUCCACCCGGCUACACUUAUCCUGCCAUUGCAAUUGGUUACAAGGCUGGUCCAUCUCCACAAGAAGUCCAGUUAGCUGAACAUGCUGACCUGGAGGCAAAGCAAGCGGAACCUGCUGAACCAGCACCACAGGCCCUCCUAUUGUCCACUAUGGGGGAGGAGCCUGUGUGCAAGGAAGCAGAAUCCCCUACUUCAACUGCCCUGGUGGGACCCCAAAUUAAAAAUGUCCAGGAAGGCAAUAGAGUGAUGGUAGAAAAGGUAGACUUGAAUGAAGAACAUAAGGGUAUUACCUGCCCUCCUUCCUCUCCCUCUCCAUCUAUAUGCCAACACCCCUCCAAAUCCCCCCUUCCAGAUACCUCACCUAUAGGGGAAAACUUACAAAUAGAGGCAUCUAAUACCAUCACCCUUAAACAACCCAAUUUUUUGGAGGUCCGUGGCUCAGCCGAGGAGGUCAAACCUCGGGAAGAACAUACUCCAAGUCCUAUAGAGGGUUUAGCUGCUGCUUCCCAUGAGCUCCAUUCCAUGGAGCCCACUGAGGAUGUUCAAGAGAGGACAAAGAAAAACUGUGCAUCGCCUAAGACAUCUGUAGACUUGGAGAUCACUCUAGCGUCGCCACCUUCCUCUCCCUGCUCUGAGCUUUCUGCUCUUGGUAACCAGUAUCCUGGAUCCUGUAUCUGGAGUUUGGAGCUUCUGAUUGCAGCGGCUCUCUGCGCCACAAGAGAUGCCCAGAUGGCUACUCCAGUGGCGGUGCCUGCUUGCACAGAACCCCCUCAAAAUGGCAUGGCGCUUCUGAGUGAGCUUGCUGAGCUGGAGAGACGACAGCAAGAGAAGAAUGGCUGCAACAUGGAGAGUGCAGGAGAAGAGAGACUGCUCAUUGACCUCGAGAGUCUAGCAACCCUUGCAGCUGCACGGGCUCUGGAAGUGACUCCACCCAUAACCACUGAGUCUUUCCCUCCCCUACGCCGUACACUUAACCUGCGCAGGAAGUGGAAAUGGACACCGCAACAUGAACCGGCAUGUCCAGUGAAGAGUAUAAUGGAAACAUUGGACAGAGAGGAGCUUGCGAUGAGGGUGCAGCUGGCUGAGCUGCAGAGGCGCUACAAGGAGAAACAGAAAGAGCUGACAAAGCUACAGCGAAAACAUGACCACCAAAAAGAGGAUACCUCAAGGAGCCCAGCUCGUCGAGGCCCUGGCAGGCCACGGAAACGCAAGCCCACCCCAGGACCGACUGCCCCCACAGAUACAGUCAAGAGGCUCAAGUUGGUGGGAGCAGCGUCAGGCCUGCUGGCUGCAGAGGAAGAGCUGGCUGGGGGCGGGGAUAAGCACACAAAGAGGAAGAAGACAGCCAAUAGCACCUACGACCACGUCGGUGGCACACAGGUUCCCUGUAGGCAGAGAGGCAGACCAAGACUGCUAAGCUCCAAGAUGGCCCAGCUUAAGCAAAAGGCCAUUGCCAAGCGUGGAUCUAGUCUAGAGAAUGUAUUUUGUCACAGAGAGAAGCCUGGCUCUGGCUCCUCUGCAGACAAGACACAAAGAAACAUGACUGGACGUCAGAGAGAAACAGGGAGUACUGACACAACACAUCAGAACUUACAUUGCCAGAGGAUAAUGAUGAGAAGAGGACGCAGGGCAAAGAUCAGCCAUGGCCAUGCUUCCUCACUCCUGCAGACGCGAACACAGCAGAUGAUGUCUAACAAAGCCUUCACCAAUAGUAAGCGGGAGGUGACAGGGAAGGACAGCUCUUCCUUGGACAGCGAGUUGUCCGAGCCAGAAGAGGAAGACGAUGGCAUCUAUGACAUCGAAGAAGUGCCAGAGGACAUCAAAAAUCUAUCAUCUAAAUCACAGCUGUCUGGAGCUUGUGCUCCCUCCUCAUCCACAGUGAAGCUAGCUGGUGGUCAGAAUGCCAAAAGCAACAAGCAGAGACAAGGAUUUGGAUCCGUCACUGCCUUGCUUGCUAAGGGGGAAAUGAAGCACAGGAAAAGGGCCCCCUGUAGGUCAUCACUGCUCAGUGAAGACAGGAAUUGCCUAAUGGUGGAAAAGAGACAAAAUGCACUCAGGUGGAGAGGAGUUUCACACGAGAGCAGCUUACAUCAUAAUAAGGUUCUCAAAUGCAUCCCCGAUCUGUUGGACAGGAAGGAUUCUGUAGUCCUUGGAAAGAAGAGAAGUUGCUUGAUAGAAACUGUGCCAUCUCAGAAUGAAGACAUUAACUGGAACAGAAAGUUGAAACUAAAACAGGAUGCAAAAAGGCGCAGCAUGAGGCAGCUGCUGGAAAGCUUUGCUGCAGAAGAGGGAUUCCGCAUGGAGGAUGACAGCAGCUUUUCUGAAGGGGAGGAGGAACUGGAAGAAGAGGAGCAACGGAGGAAUACAGUGGCAGCUCUGCCUAACUGUGUCCUUACCAAAGAAGCUCUGCGAGAUGGGCUGAAAGUGCUGAUCUCCAAGGAGGAUGAGCUGCUAUAUGCUGCCUAUGUGCAUACACUGGACAUACCUGACAUUUACAGCAUUGUCAUUGAAGGGGAGAGAGGAAACAGGCCAAGGAUUUACUCGCUGGAACAGUUGCUUCAGGAAGCGGUUUUGGAUGUGCAACUGGAGACAGUGGAUGCGCUUACUGAUGGAACAAGAGUGUGUGCAUACUGGAGUGAGCGCUCAAGGUGCCUGUAUCCAGGAUAUGUCCGCAGAGGGGGUCCUGGAGACGAGCAAAAAGAAGGAUCUGUCAUGGUGGAGUUUGAUGAUGGAGAUCGUGGCUGGAUUUCCCUCCCCAACAUCCGUCUUCUUCCACCUGGCUACCAAAUAUAUUGUGCAGAGCCUUCCCCAGCUCUCCUGGCUUCUCCGACUCGCCGCAGGAGGAGAAGCUCCACUCAAGAGAAGAGCUCUCAGCAGAUUAAUGUUUCUUCCGAAUGGCAUGGCAACACAGAACCAGGGAAAACAAUCAAGCUCAAGCCAGGGAGACCCAAAUCGGUCAGCUUAUCAACAAAAAGUGGAUCGCCCGAGAAUGUAGCUGGGUGUGUCCCCUCUCUUCUUACCUGGCCUUCUGUCACCAUGUCUAGAAAGAGACCAUCUCUGGAUUUGUUCCAGUUCAAUGGUUUGUCUAGGAAAACUUUAAAAGAGAAGGAGACAGACAUGUUCCCCUUGCUUGGUUCCACUAUGGGUACACCAGCUAAGGGAAUGUUUAGCACCUCCUUCGAGGUAGACUCUUUUAGCAGCAUUGCUAAUGGUUUUACAACUUUUGGAAAUCAACAACCACCAUCUGGGUUACAACUUUGUCAGAAGAGCUCCUCAAGUGUUCGGGGCAGAAAGACAGGAGACAGGAAAGAGUACCUCAUUAAAUUGGACCAUGAAGGAGUAACCUCUCCAAAGACAAAAAAUGGAAAAGCACUUAUGCUUCUUGGAAAUGGGGAGUUUGAAUCAAGAGUUGGGAGACUGGAAAAGAGCUCUGGGACCAAAAAUAUUGCUGAUCAGACCUCUCAUAUAGACUGCUCCCAGUCAAUGUUAUUAAUGAAGGAUGCCAAGAGAAGUAGUAGCCACCUCCUCAAGAGUUCCUCUGACAUGCGGAAACAUUCUCAGGGUCUAGGGCUUGGUGAAUAUCCAGAUUAUGCAUUGAACUGCCACAGCGAUUGUCUUAGCUCCUACUCGGACAUGGAUGAAGAUGAAGAAGAUGAAGGGGAUGCUAGAAGGGCGGCGAUGCAAAACCCUAGGCGCUUUCUCUCUCAUCUGUCCAUCUCCUCCUCUUCCUCAGGUUCCUCAAGCUCAUCAAGUUCAGGCUCACUGUCCAGUUCUAGUGCCUGCUCCUCUGACAAUGACUCAUCCUACAGCUCAGAUGAAGAGGAAGCAUCUCAACUUCUCCUGCAGGGUUGCUUGUCCUCCCAUCAUGCAGUGCUCCAACAACAACAGCAACAUCCUGAGCCAACAACUGCCCCACCACAACACUCAUUUAUUGCUAAAGCCAUGUCUGUGACCAGCCCAAAGGCUAUGGUCAGCAAUGGUACAGGCAAGCAUCAACGAAAAAAGGUGAUUCCUAGUAACACCCUGUCAACAGCACAAACCAAAAUGUCCAAGGACUGUAACAAAAAGCAAAAGACAGACAGUCCACCCAACUCCUCUGCUUUUGUGCCAGCACGUCAAUUGUGGCGUUGGUCUGGAAACCCCACUCAGAGACGAGGUCUAAAAGGAAAGGCACGGAAACUCUUCUACAAGGCCAUUGUCCGGGGUAAAGACAUAAUCAGAGUGGGCGAUUGUGCUGUGUUUCUAUCUUCUGGCCGACCUCACCUUCCUUAUAUCGGCCGCAUCGAGAGCCUGUGGGAAUCUUGGGCCAGCAAUAUGGUCGUGAAGGUGAAAUGGUUUUAUCAUCCUGAAGAGACUAAAUUGGGCAAAAGGCACCGGGAUGGCAAGCAUGCCCUUUAUCAGUCUUGCCAUGAGGAUGAAAAUGAUGUCCAAACUAUCUCCCAUAAGUGUCAGGUGGUUAGCCGAGCUGAAUAUGAGCACCUCAGCCGCCUAAGGAAACCCAACAGCAACAGCCAGGACCUCUACUACUUGGCUGGAACAUAUGACCCCACUAGUGGCCAGUUGGUCACAGCUGAAGGAGUAUCAAUAAUCUGCUAGCGUUCUGUCAUAUGGAUGUACUACUGAAGAAAUUCUUUCUCCUUGAGGGAGGAUACCUAAAGGGCUGACAAUCGAUUUUUAUUGUGUACAGAAUUGUUUCAGAUCAAAGUCCCAUAAUUGGACACUAAACUAGCACUCCAUGGGAUAAAGAAGAGGAAGAUGAGCUCUUUACUGGUCUACUUUGUAGCUACGCCUCACCCAUCUUAAUGGGUGACAACUGGGGCUGACACCAUCACAAACUCAACAGCCAAGGAAAGAAGUUUUAGUUCUCAGUGAAAAUGAUGAGGCACUGGACAUAUUCUAAGCAAGAUUUUAUUAAUUUAUAUUAACUAUGUUAAGGUGAAUAUUUCAGUUUCACUUUUCUGGAAGCCCUGGACAGAGCUGGGUUCACUUUAGACUGAUCAUACUUCAUCAGGACGUUUUUUUUUGUUUGUUUGUUUUUAAUUAUUAUUAUUAUUAUUAUUAUUUUAUUAUUAUUUUUUAUCUCAGUUGGACCAAAACUAUUGCAUGGUGUGUGUGUGUGUGUGUGUGU
Messenger RNA from Clarias gariepinus (North African catfish), 8921 nucleotides. RefSeq names its product BAH domain and coiled-coil containing 1b (gene bahcc1b). The record is from RefSeq and is a predicted model, not a curated record. The coding region runs from base 302 to 8389 and encodes 2695 amino acids. Lineage: Eukaryota; Metazoa; Chordata; Actinopteri; Siluriformes; Clariidae. The transcript has 29 exons. Gene Ontology annotation, molecular function: chromatin binding.